Papaver somniferum (opium poppy) is the source of this 1620-nucleotide messenger RNA. Its product is annotated as pentatricopeptide repeat-containing protein At2g13600-like. The record is from RefSeq and is a predicted model, not a curated record. Lineage: Eukaryota; Viridiplantae; Streptophyta; Magnoliopsida; Ranunculales; Papaveraceae. Gene Ontology annotation, molecular function: RNA binding; protein binding. The transcript has a single exon. Gene Ontology annotation, biological process: RNA modification. The coding region runs from base 1 to 1620 and encodes 539 amino acids.
AUGUCAAGGGCAAAAAACCAUCUCCAACUGCUUCAGUUUCUGCAAAGAACGUCUUCCAUUACAAUACCCAUUCGCUCAAAGAUAUUGGUGAGAUCGCUGAGCGAGAUUGUUCCGGUUUCAUACUUUCAUGAAAGAGCAGCAUUUGAUGAGUAUUCUCUUUGCAAUGCUCUUAAAAAUGCAACCUUUGAAUCUUGUAACACUGGGAAACAGAUUCAAGCUGUUAUUAUUAAGGAUGGGUUUCAUAAAUUUACCAUCUUGAUGACAGCAUUGAUGAAUUUUAAUCUCAAAUGUGGUAAUUUAAGAGAUGCUAGAGGUGUGUUUGACGAAAUGUCUGAAAGAGAUGUUGUCACUUGGACUUCAAUGAUUGUGGGUUAUGUGCAAAACAAACAUUUUGAUGCAUCAUUGAGAUUGUUUAAGAAAAUGAUUGAGUUUGAUGUAAUUCCUAAUGGGUAUUCGUUUUCUGGUGCUCUGAGCGCUUGUUCUGGUCUUCAAGAUGUUAAGUUAGGCAAGCAAGUUCAUGCUCAUGUUUUAAUAUCUGGUGUUUUGGAUGGUAAUGUUGUUUUGCAAAAUAGUUUGCUUAAUAUGUAUUCAAGAUGCAAAUGUCUUGCAAGUGGUCGUAACUUGUUUGAUUUGAUGAUGGUGAAAGAUAUGAUUGCUUGGAAUGAAAUGAUGUCUAGUUAUUUGCAGUGUGAACAAGGAGAAGAAGCUUUGAAAUUGUUUGCUUCAAUGGUUUCCCAAGGUCUAAAGCCUGACAAAUUCUCUUAUUCGGUUUCUGUUGAUGCUUGUGCUUCUCUAGUUUCAAUUCCACAAGGAGAUCAAGUGCAUGGCUGCAUUCUUAAAACUGGGUUUCAAUCAGAUUUGAUCAUUAGGAGUUCUCUCGUGAACAUGUAUGCAAAAUGUGGUUGUGUUGAUUCGGCAAAACUUGUAUUUGAUGCAAUGCCAACAAAAGACACACUUCUUUGGACAACCAUGAUUUCUGCAUAUGGAAGAAAUGGGCAAGUCGAAGAAGUUCUAGCAAUGUUUGAAAAGAUGCUUGAAUUGAAAAUUAAUCCUGAUGGGAUCACUUAUUUAGCAGUUUUAUCAUCUUGUAGCCAUGGAGGUAUGGUUGAAAAAGGUUGGAAAUAUUUCAGACUGAUGACAGAAGAUAACUUGGUGUCUGCUGGACCAGAGCAUUAUUCUUGCAUGGUUGAUCUUUUAUGCCGGAGUGGGCUCUUACUGGAAGCCUUAGAAUUCAUAAAGGAUAUACCUUCGAGACCAAGUAUUAGUGUUUGGUGCUCCUUUCUUAGUUCUUGUAAAUUGUACGGAGAUAUUGAGCUUGCACAGUUUGCAUCAGAUAAGAUUCUUGAAUUGAAUCCGCAGAACACAAGCAGUUUCGUGGUACUGUCGAAUAUGCAUGCUGCAGAAUUUGGUUGGGAUGAAACCGAGAAGAUUAGAAAAACAAUGAAGAAUGACCAUGUGAAAAAAGAGCCUGGUUGCAGCUGGGUAGAACUGAAAAAUGGUGUUCAUGUUUUUCUGACUUCAGAUAAAUCGCAUCCAGAGGUGUGUGAGAUCUUAUUUGCUGUAAAGUCAUUGAUGAGUAAAGGCUGGAUAGACGAAGAACAUGACCUGAUGAAUUGUUAA